UAGGACCCAGGAGCAGCUGGGAUGCGGCUCUGGGAGCGAUCGCUGGGGUCACUCCGUCUGGGCAGCAGGAAGUGAAUUGCACUGGCUGCAGUGGCUCUGGGGCACUGCCACGCACCUUGCAAGAUCCGCGAGCCCGGCUGCUGCUGGGACCCCGGAGCCCUGGCUGCAGCCGGGAGAGGUGACUCUGGAGCAGUAACAUUCCGGCUGCUCCCCAGGAAGAAGGAGCCUUUCUCGGUGCAGAGAGCCCAGGAAACCCUGAGUCACUCUGCCGGGAGCCAUGGCUGCAGCGAUGAAUCCUUUGAAAAGCCUCCGAGAUGAAGCUACUUGCUCCAUCUGUCUGAGUUUCUUUAAGGAUCCAGUGUCUUUAGAUUGCAGGCACAAUUUCUGCCGAGCCUGCAUCAGCCAGUGCUGGGAGGAAUCGGAUGCAGACAUCUCCUGCCCUCAGUGCGGAGAGACCUUUCCCCAGAGGACCCUAAGGCCAAACAGGCCACUGGCGAACGUCGUAGAAAUAGCCAAGCAGCUGAGUUUCCAGGCAGCAGCAGGAGAAGAUUUGUGCAAGGUGCACCAGGAGCCUUUCAAACUCUUCUGUAGCCAGGACCAAAUACUCCUCUGUGUGAUCUGCAGAGAGUCCCAGGGUCACCGCCCUCACACUGUGGUCCCCAUAGAGGAGGCUGCCCAGUCGUACAAGGGACAAAUUCAAACCCGAUUGAACACUCUGAAGAAAGAGAGAGAAGAACUUUUGGAGUGGAGACAGGAUGGAGAGAAGCAAAGCCAGGAAUAUCUGGGAAAGAUAGAAGCUGAGAGGCAGAAGAUUGUGUCUGAAUUUGAGCAAGUGCGACUCUUUCUGGAGGCACAAGAGCGACUUCUGCUGGCCUGGCUGGAAGAGCUUGACAAGGAGACUGUGAAGAUGCAGGAUGAAAAUGUCACCAAACUGUCUGAGGAGAUUUCUCGUCUGAGUGACUUGAUCAGUGAGAUAGAAAAGAAGUGUCAGCAGCCAACAAGUGAAUUCCUGCAGGAUAUCAAAAGCACCUGGAGCAGGUGUGAGAAGACGUUUCAGAAACCAGUGGCUGUGCCAAAGGACCUGGGAAAGAGACUCAGCGUCUCUUCCCAACGAAAUGUUUGUUUACAGGAGUCUCUGAAGAAAUUCAAAGAGUCCCUGCCCUAUCAACUGAGCUUUCUGAUAUCAAAGGCAGAGAAAGAGGUGCAGGCCACUCUGGAUCCAGACCUGGCAAAUCCCUGUUCUGUCGUGUCCACAGAUGAGAGUGUGAUACACGAAUACCAACACACAGAAUUUCUGGAGAAACAGAACAGGUUUUACCCUGCUCCCUGUGUGCUGGGCUCUAAGGGCUUCACCUCAGGGAGAUGUUACUGGGAAGUGGAGGUGGGGAACAAAAAUCAGUGGGUAUUGGGCAUUGCCAAACAGUCUGUGAUAGGUCAGGGAGUGAUAAGCCCUACGCCAAAGGAGGGGAUCUGGGCUUUGGAGCAUAUAACGAAUAAGUACUGGGCCCUCACCUCCCCUAAGUCUCCUCUGAACCUACUUUCUGGCCCCAGCAAAAUUGGGGUUUAUCUAGAUUAUGAAGGGGAGAAAGUUACAUUUUAUGAGGUUACAUUUUCUGGAAGAGAGCCAAUCUUUACUUUCACAGCCUCUUUCACUGGGAAAAUCAUCCCCUUCUUUGGGAGCCGGCAUGUAGAAUUUCAGAGUAGAAACAGACUUGAUCCCUGGUAUGCAUACCAAUAAGACUGUGACAGAGGAAUGGGUAUCCCUCAAUAUGAGAUACCUUAAGUAGAGCAAAGACAUGGAAAAUAUAAUAAAUUAUAGCUAUCACACAUUGCCAUUAGUCUUGCCAGCCCCAAGCAUUCAAAAACGAUGUGUCAGGCCUCCUAAAAUGAUGAGAUUGGCUUUAAAAUCUUUUUUUAAUAUUGCGUUAUUUUCCUUUGCCUUCUGGUUUCCAAACUUUCAGGGUGUUUGUGUUUCCAGUGUUCAAGCUUUUCUACUAGGGCUGUCAAUUAAUCAUAGUUAAGGCAUGCGAUUAACUCAAAACAAAUUAACACUUUUUUUUUUAAAAGGAGCAUCAAUUGCACAUCUCUGGAGAUGGGACUCGGCCAUGGCUGGGC
Messenger RNA from Mauremys reevesii (Reeves's turtle), 2115 nucleotides. Its product is annotated as zinc finger protein RFP-like. Lineage: Eukaryota; Metazoa; Chordata; Testudines; Geoemydidae. Bases 278 to 1738 code for a protein of 486 amino acids. The record is from RefSeq and is a predicted model, not a curated record. The transcript is spliced from 7 exons. Gene Ontology annotation, molecular function: zinc ion binding; protein binding.